GUCAUUCCUAAAAGGAAUCUAUGCAUUUAGGCGAUUUGGAGAGCACGCAGGGAUCGUUGGGCUCAUCUUUCUUCUUACUUGUUUUAUUAAUUUUACUUGUCGAAUACGGAAAUUGUAGUUAAACUUGCCUCAGUAUCCGAGAAAUAUCUUUUUUCAUGUUAAACGGAAGAAAAUAAUAAUUUAUUUUAUCACUUUGUGAUUCUUUAGUGCAAAAAAUCCACGAUUUUAAUAAAAUAGAUUAAGAGAAAUUUAUUGACAUGGCUCUCGACAAAACGAUAAAAUGAAUUAUUGUUUUCUUCUGCUUAAAAUGUGGUAAAAUAAUUUUCCGAAUACUGAAACAAUUUUAAUUAUCAUUCUUAGAUUAAGCAAGUGAAAUUGAGUAAAAAAAAAAGCGAGUCCAACAAUCCCUUCCUAAAAUACAUAGGCUUCUUUUUUUCACUGUCAAAAUGUAAUAUGAAGAGUAAUAUGUUUAAAUGAAGAGUCUACUAAAAAAUGAGGACCCUGGAGAUAUGUUACAACUGUUACAAGAAUACUUUCUAACAUUAGAAUGCCGGUCAUCAUUCUUCGGAUUUGCUUAGAUGUUUGUAAAAUUGGCAUCGAGGAGGAAUUCGAAAGAGGUGCGCAGAAAGUCGACGCGCAGCGAGCGGGCAAUUCUCUUUCGAGUUCGAACCGCUCAGUUGGUUGGAGGGAAUCAUACGGUUGCUCGUGCGGGUCCGAAUAACACGUAUUUCGUGUUAGUCCGAUACAGGAGAUUCAGUAGAAGACAGAGGGAAAAAGGUCGGUUGAAAGAAAAAGGAUCGUGAGUGUCGAUGAGUCCGGGUGGUGGUAAACCGGUCUGAGAAUGAAGGCGAUUGGCUGGAUUCUGGCGUAUGUGCUAUUGGCAGCUGCAUUUACGAAAAAUGUGCGUGCAACGAGUGCCGCGGAUGUCAAAUUUUCGAGGGACAGCAACAAAAUCGCACGAUGCAAUGCCACGAAACUCGGGCUCGUCUCGGAGCCAACGUCGCUGAAUCUGAACGUCGACGGUCUUCGGAGUAUCCUGGUUAACCCAUUCAAAAGAAAACCAGUUCAAGAUAUUAAGCACGAAGAGUCCCGCACUUUUGGACAUAAGAGAAUUCAGUUCAUGCUGAUGCCGAUGAUGUAUAAAAUGGGAGUAAUGAUGACAAUGCUGAUGAUAAUAACCGCAAUCUCAGCGAAGGGACUUCUUGUAGGCAUCAUGGUGCUAGUGCUUAAGCUCAGUACCUUCCUGGCAAAACUUCAUUCCGGCUAUCACGCACCGCAACCAUGGCCAUCCGGCUACCACGCACCGCAACCAGUUCACGUGCAUGUACACAGCGGUUUUCUUCCACACGUUCACCCACAAAUGUACCAAAGCUGGGACUCGAGUGGUCCCGCAUAUGAGGAUCAACUUUACUAUAAGGGAUAAAAAUCGUAUAUAUAAAUUACAUUCUCCGACCAGAAGAUUUUUAUUGAAAAGCCACUUACGAAAAAAAUGGUUACAACAAAACGUAAUAAUCGUUGCUAGAAGCGACGUUAUUUGUACGUUUUCUGAGAUAAUCUUUGUGAUUUUGCGUCCAUUAAUUUAUUCAGAUAUUAUUAUUAAUGCCUGACUUUUAAUGGCUGUAAAUAUUAAUAUUUGCGAUGGCCAUACUUUCAGCCAUCCAGACGCUAUUUAUUGGAAGCAUUAGAAGCUUAUUCGUACGAAAAAUAAGAGUUGAAAUAUCAAUUUAACGAAUAUUAAAUUUUUUUACGUACUGUGACACAGCGACCAAUUUCUUAGCGUAUCUCAAUAUAAAUUAUGUAAUAUGCAUAUACGGGUAUACCAAAGGAAUUUUCCUAACUUAUAAUAAUAAUUAUAAGUUUGCAAAGUAUUUACUAUCAAAGAAAUACGAAGUUCCUUUUCUAAAGGAAAUAUGAGUAGCGUUUUUAUAACGCAAUAAAUAUGUAAUUAUUUAUUAAUAGUUUAAUUAUUAUAAUAUAACAUUUAUUACACACACACGCAUAUAAGAUGUACCACAUGACGCACCUUCAAAAUAUGUAAACGAAUCGGAUAACGUUCUAUUGCACAUUGCAUGGCGAAUUAAAAACAAAACAUAAUCUCUGUAAUUACCUUCAUCAAACAAGAACUACAAAAUAUUAAUUUGGCUGUAACUAUGAGAAAUAUGUAUAACGUAGACCUACAUUUCCGUACCAAAACGAAAAGUAUUUAUAUUUAAGAAUUAACUACAUACAUACCUCAUAUUAUUAAUAAGAUUAUUAUUAAUAUAUUUAUGUUACACAAUACGAUAGAUUAUCCAUCGUUUUUUAUUGUAAUGUAUUUAUAAAUUAUAUAUUUACUUUCAGA
Messenger RNA from Wasmannia auropunctata (little fire ant), 2341 nucleotides. RefSeq lists its product as uncharacterized. Lineage: Eukaryota; Metazoa; Arthropoda; Insecta; Hymenoptera; Formicidae. The transcript has 4 exons. Bases 842 to 1423 code for a protein of 193 amino acids. The record is from RefSeq and is a predicted model, not a curated record.